Molecule: messenger RNA, 1656 nt
Organism: Scophthalmus maximus (turbot)
Lineage: Eukaryota; Metazoa; Chordata; Actinopteri; Pleuronectiformes; Scophthalmidae
Exons: 7
Coding region: 45-1178 (377 amino acids)
Source: RefSeq, a predicted model, not a curated record
UCCUCACAGUAAGAGGAAGACAGUUCAUGUAAAUUAGGAAGUAGAUGAUCAGCGUUGCAGUGCACUAUUGUCUUGUCUGCUCACUCACCAACAUGGCCGUUCAUCUCAGCUUGCUUCUCAUCCUUUCUGGACUCACAGGAAUUCACAGCAUGACCACAGUCAGAAAAGUGUCUGUGAAGGCUGGAGAUUCGAUCACUAUCCCUUGUCCCUAUGACUCAGAGUACACAAACCGAAUAAAAUACUUGUGUCAAGGAAAUAAAUGGCCCUACUGUUCAGUUGCAGUUAAAACAAACCAACCAGGUCGUUUGGGAAGGUUUUCAAUCUCUGAUGACACAAAACAAAGAAUCUUCAGUGUGACUGUUAAAGACCUUUACUACACUGACACUCAUUUCUGGUGUGUGGUGGAGAUUGACUGGGGGAAAGAUGUCGCUGAGUCUUUUCUCCUGUCAGUCACCAGCGAUACACCCAGCCUCUCUGUGGAUCAUCAGGAGGUCACAGGCUUUAAUGGAGAUGAUAUAACCAUCAAUUGUUACCAUAGUAAUAACGGAGAGGGUAAGUGGUGCAGGCUGGGCGGCGACUGUGUGACGACGUCAUCGGGAUCAAUAGCUGGAGCGCGAGUGAACAUCAGUGCCAGGGACCACUUUUUCACUGUGACUAUGAGCGGACUGACGUCAGAGAGCACCGGCUGGUAUCUGUGCAUUAAAGGAGACUUACAGAUGCCAGUGCAUGUAAAUGUUACUGAGAGAUCUAUCACUACCACAUUGACUCCUGACUCUGUGAAAAACGUUUCGGUCACUGCAGACCAAACACUUGCCCCCAGAGUUACAGUUGACCUCAAGCGCUUCAUCAUCCCACUGAGUUUGUUGAGCUUCGUGGUGACCUUGGUCAUCUUUUUAGUGUUCAUAGGAAAAAAAACGACUGAAGCUGAAUCAUCAGCCAGAGCUGGAUUUGGUUUCUCCUUACAGGCUGAAGAGGAAGUGUCAUACAGUACUGUUGAGUACAAGACAAAAUCCGACCAGAGGUCAGGUGCAAGGAGUGAUGUGGAAGGGGUGUACAGCUCUGCGGUUACUGCAAAACAACUAACUGCACAAAGGGUACAUUUUAAGAGGUCAGGCAACUGCACGGUUUCACACAAAGUCAAUGUCCUCUUUCCAGCAGCAUCAUGGCUCUACAGGUGACAAAUCUGUCCGUUAGUCAGUUCAACACUUUUGAUUUAAACUGAAAUGUAGAGUGCUGGACAUUUUGACUCUCCUCUGACUUUUCAUCUAGCGCCAUCACCAUUUUAAAUAAAAAGAAAUGCUGUUCAUGGCGGAAUACCUUGCAAAACUAAUUACAUGCAAAUCAGCAAAUGUCUACAUGCUUCAAUGCUAAGUUAAGAUGAUGAACACGGUCCACUUACCUGAUAAACAUCAAUAGGUUAUAUAAGUUAGGAUUCAGCUAAGUAGAACUAUCUCACAGAGCUUCUUGUUGGCUAGAGACUCUUUGUCUGAUACAUUUUUGUUCUUCUCCUGUUCUCCAACAGGGUGAAGCUGAGGAUGUUACAUAUAGCAUGUUGGCCCAGCACUGGGAAAACCUGUAAAUUUCACCCUGUUUAUAAAUCAGACCCAUUCAAAUUUUGCAUCAUAGAGUGUGUUGUCAUCAUGUUGUCAUUUCCCC